UUUUUAAUUUAUCACAGUAAAUUAGGCCUAAUGGCUCAUACAAACUACUUUAGAGCUUUUAUUUAGAUGUGUGGUUGUAAAUGAUUUUUUUUUAGUCACAGUUAAUAUUUUUUACGUGUACGUUAUGACAGAAGAAAGGAAUUUUCGUACUUGCUACUAUGAAAAGUUUGGGUUUCUUGGUGUUGAAGAAAAAAAAUCGAUUGAAAUUCUCUUAAAAGAACAACCUUUAGAUGUAGAAAAACUAAGAAUAUUUUGUCUUCGUUUUCCAGUGCCAGCAAUGUAUAGGCUCUACUUAUGGAAAAUUCUUCUUGGAAUUCUACCAGCAAAUCAGCCAUCACAUGACUUUGUGAUGAAGCAGAGAACACAACAGUUUGACGACUGUCACAGAGGGCUGAUGUUAAUGAGGAGAAUUUCUAAACAAACUCCACUGGAAGAAGUGUUGCUGAAAAUGCACUUGCUUGAAAAAGGCAUCCUCCCAUUCGAAGACAAAGAUCUGCAAACUGACCCAAGCUAUCGAUCAUUCUUGGCUAUGGCACAUGGUGUAUGCAGCAUAGUGGAUGGAGACGUUGACCGUUACUGGAUCACAUCCAGAUUUUAUCGACAGUUUUGGAAGUAUAGGGAUACGUUCUUACAUCUGCAAGCAAAGACAUUACAAUGUUUAAAGAAAGAAGAUUCUGACCAGAAGCUGUACAAUCAUUUACAACAACACAAUGUUAUAAGUUGUCUCCCUUUGAUUGACUGGUUUAGUUGCUGUUUCACUGGAGUCCUACCUGAUACAUCAUUUGAAAGAAUAUGGGACAAAGUCAUUGGAGGAUCUUGUGUUUUCUUGGCAUUUGUUGCCGUGGCAAUCUUCCUGACCUUUAGACGACCUCUUCUUAGUAUGCACAGUUCAGAAGAAAUGCUUGCAUAUUUGAAAAAUAUUCCCGAUGAUUGUGGAGACAGACUUGUGAGCGAGGCUAUAGACCUGUGGCAGAAACAUGGCGGACAUCUUGUUCAAACCAAAUCAGAUUCACCAAAUUUUGAUAAAUUACCGACAUAAUAAUUAUCAGUCUGAGAGUAACUUGCACUUUAGAUUCCCUGAUAUGUCUUUCAACUGACAACUAAAAAUGGCAUCUUCAUUCUUAUACUGUUGUUUUCAAUGGGGGGAAAUAAAAUAAAGAAGAAUAUUCAAGAUGUCUGUAUACGAGAACAGUAUUGCUAAUACAGUGAAACAUCUGUAAGGCUGACACCCACAGUACCAAGUAAAAUGUCUGGUUUUAAGAGGUAUCCAGUUUAGAGAAUUUAAGUUCUGUACUGAUUUUAAAAAAAGGACAGUGGAAAAUGUCCAGUUUUGGGGGAAUUCCAGUUUACAGAGGAUC
Molecule: messenger RNA, 1358 nt
Organism: Gigantopelta aegis
Lineage: Eukaryota; Metazoa; Mollusca; Gastropoda; Neomphalida; Peltospiridae
Product: TBC1 domain family member 7-like
Exons: 6
Coding region: 125-1039 (304 amino acids)
Biological process (GO): activation of GTPase activity; negative regulation of TOR signaling
Molecular function (GO): GTPase activator activity
Source: RefSeq, a predicted model, not a curated record